AUGUGCUUGGGUAUUCGUGUUGGCAGUCGAGGCUCUGAGGUUCGGGCGUUCUGGGGGUGCUGGCAGCCGAGGCGGAUGGCGCGGGGCUGGGCCGGCUUCUCUGAGGAGGAGCUGAGGCGACUAAAGCAGGCUAAAGAUCCAUUUGAACCACAGCGGCGUCUUCCUGUGAAGAAAAGUCGACAACAACUUCAACGAGAAAAAGCCCUUCAAGAGCAAAGCCAAAAACUUGGACUUCAAGAUGGAUCAACCUCAGUACCUCCAGAGCAGCUGCUUUCUGCACCAAAACCAAGCUUUAAUAGUUCAAAACCACAUUCUUCUUUCCCUGUUCCUUCUAGUCCUCUUACACUCACCUCUCCUGUUGGUGAUGGAAAACCACAGGGUGUUGAAAGUCAACCAAGGGAACUGGGACUCGAGAAUUCCCACAAUAGUCACAAAAACGCUGAGAUUCUACCCCCGAAGCCAGAUUGCAAAAUGGAAAAAAAGAAAGUGGAAUUGCAAGAAAAAUCUCGUUGGGAAGUCCUUCAGCAAGAACAACGGCUAAUGGAAGAGAAAAAUAAACGUAAGAAAGCUCUUUUGGCUAAAGCUAUUGCAGAAAGAUCUAAAAGAACUCAAGCGGAGACCUUGAAACUAAAGCGGAUUCAAAAGGAGUUACAGGCUCUAGAUGACAUGGUGUCCGCUGAUAUUGGAAUCCUCAGAAACCGGAUCGAUCAGGCCAGCCUUGAGUAUUCAUAUGCUCGGAAGCGGUUUGACAAGGCUGAAGCAGAGUAUGUUACAGCAAAGCUAGAUCUCCAGCGCAAGACUGAAAUUAAAGAGCAACUCACUGAACACCUCUGUACAAUCAUACAGCAAAAUGAGCUCCGCAAGGCCAAGAAGUUGGAAGAGUUGAUGCAACAACUGGAUGUACAAGCUGAUGAGGAGACUCUGGAGCUUGAGGUGGAGGUGGAGAGAUUGCUGCAUGAACAAGAAGCCGAAGCAGAGAAACAGGUGGUUCAUUUGGGGAGGCCAUUUCAGCCUUCUGGGGAGAGUGUGACAUUAGGAUUUGCCAAAGAGAACAAAAAUCAUCAAGAACACGCCGCUUCCCUAAAGGUAGAUGAACAGUGUGAAAAUCCCAGCAGCAUUCCCCUUCAAAAUCCACACCAAAAUCAAGAAGUUAGAACUCCUGUAAAGGCCAUUUCAGCUGCUCUGACCACAUGA
This is a messenger RNA of Odobenus rosmarus divergens (Pacific walrus), 1194 nucleotides long. It is a transcript of the gene GORAB, whose product is annotated as golgin, RAB6-interacting. Gene Ontology annotation, biological process: non-motile cilium assembly. NCBI's taxonomy places the organism in Eukaryota, Metazoa, Chordata, Mammalia, Carnivora, Odobenidae. The record is from RefSeq and is a predicted model, not a curated record. The transcript is spliced from 5 exons. The coding region runs from base 1 to 1194 and encodes 397 amino acids.